AUGGCCCCAACCAAGCAGGUUAAGACUUCGGUCGCCACCAAGGACCAGAUCCUCGUGCCAGAGACUCUUCUCAAGAAGCGCAAGUCGCAGGAGAAGGAGCGUGCCGAGAAGGCCGAGCAACGCGAUGCCCGCAAGAAGCAAAACAAGGAGAAGCGUGCUCAGAUCUUCAAGCGUGCCGAGUCCUACGUGAAGGAGUACCGCGACCAAGAGCGCGAGAAGAUUCGUCUCUCGCGCGUGGCCAAGUCUGAGGGCUCCUACUACGUCCCAGCCCAGCCAAAGCUCGCCUUCGUUGUCCGCAUCAAGGGUAUCAACAAGAUCGACCCCAAGAAGCGCAAGACCCUCCAGCUUCUCCGUCUCCUUCAGAUCAACAACGGUGUCUUCAUUCGCCUGACCAAGGCCACUUCUGAGAUGCUCAAGAUCGUCGAGCCAUUCGUCGCCUACGGUUACCCCAACCUGAAGUCUGUUCGUGAGCUCAUCUACAAGCGCGGAUACGCCAAGACCAGCCAGAAGCACCGCAUCCCUCUUACCGACAACGCCAUCAUUGAGGAGCACCUUGGCCAAUACGGUAUUGUCUGCAUGGAAGACCUGAUCCACGAGAUCUACCAAGUCGGACCAAACUUCAAGCAGGCCUCCAACUUCCUGUGGCCAUUCAAGCUCUCGAACCCAACCGGUGGCUUCCACAAGCGCAAGUUCCUCCACUUCAUUGAGGGAGGUGACCUCGGUAACCGUGAGGAGUACAUCAACCAGCUCAUCCGCCAGAUGAACUAA
Sphaerulina musiva SO2202 is the source of this 768-nucleotide messenger RNA. Its product is annotated as 60S ribosomal protein L7. The transcript has 3 exons. Gene Ontology annotation, molecular function: structural constituent of ribosome; RNA binding. Lineage: Eukaryota; Fungi; Ascomycota; Dothideomycetes; Mycosphaerellales; Mycosphaerellaceae. Gene Ontology annotation, cellular component: cytosolic large ribosomal subunit. Gene Ontology annotation, biological process: maturation of LSU-rRNA from tricistronic rRNA transcript (SSU-rRNA, 5.8S rRNA, LSU-rRNA). Bases 1 to 768 code for a protein of 255 amino acids. The record is from RefSeq and is a predicted model, not a curated record.